Molecule: messenger RNA, 1458 nt
Organism: Rhopilema esculentum
Lineage: Eukaryota; Metazoa; Cnidaria; Scyphozoa; Rhizostomeae; Rhizostomatidae
Product: protein FAM47E-like
Biological process (GO): transcription initiation-coupled chromatin remodeling
Cellular component (GO): chromatin
Source: RefSeq, a predicted model, not a curated record
UUGAUAACUUUUGCCCAGACUUCCCUGUUCAUCUGAAAAUUUGGCCUAUGCUCGCAAACUUCCCGGCUACUAAGAAAGAAAAAACCUAUGGCGGAAAGCAAAUAUGACUUGCUUUUGGUUCCAACCAAAGAUAAAAGCCGUAUAAGACAUCAACCUUGGUACAAGGAACGGCUACAAACAAAAUACUGCAAACCUGUAAAUAAGAAAGACUGGAAGCCAAGACUCACUGCAUCAUCAUGGACAUUUAUUAAAGAUGGACUUGAUGAUUUCCGUGAUGGAAAGCCACCUCCUGUCAACUCAGACCUUGUCAUUAAAGGAUCAAAGGGCUUAGAACCUAAUCUCUUUGGAAUUGAUUCUGACUGUCAAAGAAAGCCAAAACAAAUGAUUGCUAAGCAUUUGCCAAAAGAAGAAGUUGUUUAUCAAAAGCAAUUGCCACAGCAAUACAGAAGAAGGAAAAGGAUUGAAGACAUUGAAAAAGCCCUUCUGGAACAUCCACUUGCUUUAUUCCCCCACUUUGAAGAAUCAGUUCCACCAGAGCUUUUUGAAGAAAUAGUGGAGCUAUUGGAUCCAGCAAUGAACUUGGCAGACGAAGAGUCCCAGUCAGCACAGAGAUCUGAACUGGGUGGGCAGGAUUCAAAAUCAACUACUUCAGAUAUUUUUGAGGCAGGAAGGUCGUACUCAAGAGAACUUUGUUCCGGAUAUAGAGAUGCUAUAGAAACAGCUAAGAAAAAUCAAUAUAAAUGGCUACAAGAACAAGUUGAAGUAAAUCGAGAGGAGCGCAUCAGGGCAAUGAAAAAGAGACAGGAGUCCCCUACCCAGGAAACUGGUAUUGAUGAUGUCACAAAAGAGUUUUGUGAUUGGGUUAGAAAUUUGGGUGGCAAAACGAACAAUAUUGAAGAAUCUACGAUCUAUAGCCUUUUUGCAAGUGGCUAUGAAACAAAGCCGGCACUUUCAGUUCCUAUUCAUGUUGUUGAAUUGACAAAUGUUCCACCAGAGCUGAGAACUGGAAAUAUCGCCCCAACCAAGGAUGAUUCAAAAGAGAAAGCAAAGAGAAACGAGGAGCCUGAAACGAAAUACACGCCAAGUUGGGUAAAAAAGUACCACUCGCCUUGGUAUCUUGACCCGAAAAAAUGGUCAAGCGAUGUUCCGCCGACGGGGCUGCAAGAUCCAAAAGAAAGCAAAGCAAAAAUGACUGAAUCAAAACAGAAAAGCAAAGACCUAGACAAAGUUCUUGCUUCUUUGCACGGUGCUAGAGCAUUUAAGGAUUUUGUUGAUACCAAAAAGACAAGGAGACCUGAGUUCCUGGAAUCCGUUGCUAAGCACCAAGAAGAGAUAGCAGCAGAGGCAUCCAAAGCGCAAGAAGAAUCGAAUGGAAAACUCGGACCAAGAGAACAAAGAGCCAGGACGUUUUCUCAGAGGACAACGACACCAAAAUCGAGAACAGCAACGUUUGAUUAA